CCAUCACAAAACUACUUUUCAGGAGUUGCAAACUCCACACAAAAGCUACCAGUAGUUGUUUAUACUCAUACACAACAGUCAGUUUGAUCAUCAUGGCUCCUCAUGCUCCAGCAGAGAAGGAAAGUUGGAAGGUGUUUGUGCAAGUUUGUGGUCUCUCUAGAUCAGACUGCCAUACCCUGUGGGGCAAAGAGUUGGAGUACAGCACCAUGGAGAGACUGAGCUUGUUUGGGCUUCACGAAGAUAUUCAGGUCCUGUUGGAUGCUGGCUUUAGCCAUGCCAAGGCACACAUGAUCCUUCUGUUUGCUACCUACUUGCUACACAACACUAAUAAAAAAACCAGUGAAGAAGAGGCCGUGACUGUGCCAUCAGAUCUUACCUUUCAUGACAUUCUCCAGUUCAACAUAAAGCUCAAGCAACCACAACCACAACAACAACAACAACAGCAGGUUCCAAUGAUGAUGCAACCAGUCCCAAUGAUGAUGAUGCCAAUGCAACCACAAAUGUUCAUGCAGCCUCAGCCACAGUCAUACGUCCAACCGCAGCCACAGCCUUACAUGCAGCCUCAGCCACCACAAGCGGUCCAACAACCAGCAGUGGAACAACCUCAGGCGCCAUCCCAGCAACCACCACAGGUCUUACAGCCUCACCCACAGCAACCACCACAGGUAGUGCAGACUCGGUCACAACCGGAGCAGCAAAUGGUGCAACCACCGACACCAGUUCAACCGGCUCCCGCAGAAGAUCCCCAAAGUCCAGUCGCCGCUGGCAAGAGCACAUCAGCUUUCAGCUCUCAUCUCGAAAUCAAUCGCCCGGUCUUUGUACGACAGGGUACGGGCGGCAGCACUGGCAGUCUAGGUAGCAAGCACAGCAUGAGCUUGAAGAGCUUGGCAUCUGAUAAUGCCAGCCGUGGAAGCAUGCACAGCCUGAAGAACGGAAGCAUGAACAGUCUCAAGAGCUUGGGGUCGGAGAGUGCCAGCCGGGGAAGCGUAUCCAGGAGGAAUGCGAGAUGGUCAUCCAAGGCCCCACAAGGCCCUAAAGCAACAUCCUUCAACAGUUCAACGACCAAGACGACCAAGAGUACUACCGGCACUGGGGACUUCAAUGACAGUGCGAGCGAUUUCUCCGUCAUGAGCAGAAAUUCGAGGAAUAGUAUCAAGAGCUUCAACUCCAAGGCCCGCAAGUUCAACCGACGCAUUGCCAAUCGUAAAAAGAAGAAGGAGCCGCAGCUGCAAAGGUCCAAUAGCAACGACAGCAACAAGUCAUUCAAGUCAGCCAAGUCCACAAUGAUGGAUACGAGCGCCACAAACAUGUCUGUCAAGACUGCCCAAACUGCCGCCACCAGCAUGUCAUCAUCUCGUUGGGCCGCGGAUGCGACUCCAGGAAUGCCCGUCCCCACCACUGCCGUCGUUCAACAACAACAGGAUUUGGAUGACUUCAGUGAUGCAUCUGACUAUUCUGAAACCGAAAGAGAACAACCACAAGAGCCCUUUACGGCCCCACCGCCCGCUUUUGAACGAGAAGACUCGGGCUGUACCGUUAACACGCGCAAAACAACCAGCGAGACCAACUGUUAUCCGCCGUACCGCCGUUGCUCCAUUGGCAUGAACAACAAGCCUCACCAACACGAGGAACCAGAAGAAGAAGAAGAGCAACAUUUCCACGACUGUCGCAACCUCAAGUGCGACAGCAUCCCCUGCCCCCCACCACGAUCUGCUACUUCGAGAUCUUGUCUACGAUGGGCCAAGGCAUUGGAUGUCAAUGAGGACUUGACCGAUUCCGAGCAUGAAGACGAAGAUGAUGAUGACGAAUACGACAGCGAUGACGAAACUGAAUCAUCUGAUGAAGAAGACAGUGACGAUGACGAAGAGGAUAGUGACAGCGAUAGCGACGAGGAUGACAGCAGCGACGAGUCCGAAAGCGAUUCGAGCGACUAUGAUGCACUGAUGGAAAACGACGAGUUUGCCGCCGUCAUUCAACGCGCUGAAGCAAUGGCAAAUGCCCAGCGCCCCCCUCGUCCGCAACACUAUCCUGCUGCAAACAAGGACCAUCACGAAGAAAAAGCCGUCACCCACAAAGCGGGAAACAAUGUUUGUCAGAAGCAGACUAGGAAAGGGAACAGAGCCAAGAAGAGCGAAUCAAGCAGCGAUGGUGGCAAUAUCCUGAGCUUCAAGACACACAAUGUCACAACACAUGAGUGGGUGUUGCCUGCAAAUAAAGUUCUACCAAUUUCCUUACAAGAUCUCAUCAGAGAGGCGUCGGGAAAUCCAGAAGUGGAUAUUCAACAAAGGAUUCAACAGGCUCUAAUGGGGCAAUAA
Messenger RNA from Seminavis robusta, 2315 nucleotides. The record is from the annotation of a GenBank genome assembly. NCBI's taxonomy places the organism in Eukaryota, Bacillariophyta, Bacillariophyceae, Naviculales, Naviculaceae.